AUGGCUCGUAGAGUAGCUCUCAAACACAUUGCCUCUUGUGGGAGUACGUUUGAGCGUGUGCUCGUGGGAGUCUCGACACCACCCUUCUCCAUUGGCACCAAUGCUCUCGAGCGCGCCUCUGACUUGCUCGGUCACGUCAAGGCAGCAUACGCUGAAGCUGAGAUUGUUGUGCUCACAACGGCUGAUCUCCACCGUAACGUCAAUGCAGCGCUCAAGAGCAUCGAUCAGUUCGCCGAGGGGGCGAUCCAGCAUCAGACCAAGGUUCGUGAUCACACUGCGCUUCGGCUCGCCCAGAAGAAGUUCCUGCUCGAGGAGCUUGCCAUUGUCCUUGCAGGACCCAUGCUGCCGCUCCUCCCCACCGAUGCCUGGCAGGUUACCGAGCGCAGUGGACUCUUCCUUCAUCCAAUCAACGCAACCUGUGAUUCCAAGGCCGCGGCAGAGUUCUGGACAACGAUGGCGUCCAACUCGACGGUUGAGGCUGUUGUUCUCGCGGCAUUGCGCUCCCACAACGUGACCACCCCAUCCACCUUGCCUCGCACACCAUUCAUUGAUGUCGUUCUGCCGUGA
This is a messenger RNA of Thecamonas trahens ATCC 50062, 567 nucleotides long. RefSeq lists its product as uncharacterized. The coding region runs from base 1 to 567 and encodes 188 amino acids. NCBI's taxonomy places the organism in Eukaryota, Apusomonadida, Apusomonadidae. The record is from RefSeq and is a predicted model, not a curated record. The transcript is spliced from 2 exons.